This is a messenger RNA of Tyto alba (common barn owl), 2141 nucleotides long. RefSeq names its product pre-mRNA processing factor 38B (gene PRPF38B). Bases 135 to 1778 code for a protein of 547 amino acids. The transcript is spliced from 6 exons. Lineage: Eukaryota; Metazoa; Chordata; Aves; Strigiformes; Tytonidae. The record is from RefSeq and is a predicted model, not a curated record. Gene Ontology annotation, cellular component: precatalytic spliceosome.
CGGAGGGGCCGCCAUCUUGUUAGCAGUUGGCGGAGGCAGCGCCCGGCCCGGUAGCCCGCGUUCCGGUGUGCUGCGCUGCGCUGUGGCGCGGCCGCCCGCCCGCCCCGCAGCCCCGCUCCGCGCCCUCAGCCGCCAUGGCCAACAACAGCCCCGCCGUCGGCGCCGGGAACUGCCAGGGGCAGCAGGCGGCCCAGCACCAGCCCGGUGCCGGCCCCCCGGCCCAGCAGCAGCUGCAGAGCGGGGCCCCCAAGCCGGCGGCCUCCGGCAAGCAGGGCAACGUGCUGCCGCUCUGGGGCAACGAGAAGACCAUGAACCUCAACCCCAUGAUCCUCACCAACAUCCUCUCGUCGCCCUACUUCAAGGUGCAGCUCUACGAGCUCAAGACUUACCACGAAGUGGUGGACGAGAUCUACUUCAAGGUUACACAUGUUGAACCAUGGGAAAAAGGGAGCAGAAAAACAGCAGGCCAGACAGGGAUGUGUGGAGGGGUGCGUGGUGUUGGAACUGGAGGAAUUGUGUCUACUGCCUUUUGUCUGCUCUACAAAUUAUUUACACUGAAACUCACUCGUAAGCAAGUGAUGGGCCUUAUAACUCACACAGACUCUCCAUAUAUUAGGGCUCUUGGAUUUAUGUAUAUUAGGUACACACAACCACCUACAGAUCUAUGGGACUGGUUUGAAUCCUUUCUUGAUGAUGAAGAGGACCUGGAUGUGAAGGCAGGUGGGGGUUGUGUUAUGACCAUCGGGGAGAUGCUUCGUUCCUUCCUCACUAAGCUUGAAUGGUUUUCCACGUUGUUUCCAAGAAUUCCUGUGCCAGUCCAGAAAACCAUUGACCAGCAAAUUAAAAGCAGACCUAGAAAAAUCAAGAAAGAUGGCAAGGAGGGAAUGGAAGAAAUAGAGCGACAUGCAGAACGUAGACGUUCAAGGUCUCCAAGACGAUCCAUCAGUCCCAGGAGGUCUCCCAGAAGAUCCAGAAGCAGAAGUCAUCAUCGGGAGGGCCAUGGAUCAUCUAGUUUUGAUAGAGAACUAGAAAGAGAAAGAGAACGUCAGAGAUUAGAACGUGAAGCUAAGGAGAGAGAAAAAGAAAGGCGGAGAUCUCGAAGUACUGAUCGCGCACUGGAACGGAGGCGAAGCAGAAGCAGGGACAGAUACAGAAGCCGUAGUCGAAGUCGUGACAGGAAGGGAGAUAGAAGAGACAGGGAUAGGGAACGAGAGAAAGAAAACGAACGGAGCCGGAAAAAAGAGAGAGAUUAUGAUAAGGAAAGAGGUAGUGAAAGGGAAAAAGAUCGAUCUAGAGAAAGAUCAAAAGAAAGGAAAAGUAAGGGUGAUCCAGAAGAGAGAAGACACAAGGAUGACAAGGAUGACAAGAAACACCGGGAUGACAAGAGGGAUUUCAAAAAAGAGAGAAAACAUAGUAGAAGUCGAAGCCGGGAGAGAAAGCAUAGGAGUAGGAGCCGAAGUAAGAACACAGGUAAGCGCAGCAGGAGCAGGAGCAAAGAGAAAUCAAGUAAACACAAAAAUGAAAGUAAAGAGAAAUCAAAUAAACGAAGUAGAAGCAGAAGCAGAGGAAGAACAGAUAGUGUUGAGAAGUCCAGAAAGCGAGACCGGAGUCCCAGCAAAGAAAAACCUAGAAAGCGUAGCAGAAGCAAAGAACGUUCCCACAAACACGAUGCCAGUGAUAGCAAGGACCAUUCGGACAAACAUGAUCGUCGGAGGAGCCAAAGUACAGAACAAGAGAGCCAAGAAAAGCAACAUAAAAACAAAGAUGAGACUGUGUGAACUCUUUCAGAAGUGGAUCACAUUGAAUCCUAUAAAUGUUUGAUUAAAUCCUGCUUAUUUUUUCUUAAAGUUGAGAUUGUGCAGUAGUUGAUGAGCACUCUUCUCCAACCUCCCUCUAGGCUGCAGAUUGUCAUUUCCUAUUUUGGGUAGGGAAGUGCCUUUGUAAACCCAUUCAAUGCAUUGACGGUUUCAAACCAUUUGUUUAGUUUAAUUCGUAAUGCAGAGAUUGUUUUUGCAUUUUUAUUGUUCAGAAGUUUCUGAAAUGUACAGUCUGUACAUACGUCCUGAAAAUGUUUUAAUUCCUUUGGCAUGGUUGCCAUGUUGGUUAAAUUUGUAUGAGGCAAUAAACUGCCACUAAUUCUA